Messenger RNA from Seminavis robusta, 1575 nucleotides. Lineage: Eukaryota; Bacillariophyta; Bacillariophyceae; Naviculales; Naviculaceae. The record is from the annotation of a GenBank genome assembly.
AUGUCUCACCCACCAAAGGACAAUGAUGACGACUCGUUGCAGGAAGCGCUAAAACGGAUUGCGGAGUCGGAAGCGGUUCAUCCUGAGAUUGAAGAAGUCGUGCGGCAGCAAAUGAGUGCUGCCAGUUUGACGGGUGGAGCCGCUAUUACUGCGCCUGUUGUUGCUGCUGCUGGUAGUGGCAGCGGCGGUGGAGACGACGAUUCUCUGGAGUUUUGCUUGAAAGAAAUCGCUGCAGCAGAAGCGCGAGGAAGCAUUACCAACGGCGGUGUGCCAUUGGAAGUGCCCAUGGCACCUGGUGAUUUCGAAGAAGAAGAAGAAGUAGUAGAAGACGACUUGGAAGAACCGGAAAUGGCCCAGAAGAAACCUGCCGCGGCGGCCAAACCGGAAAUGGCCAAGCGACCGGGUCCUGAUGAUGACGACGACGAAGACGUGGAAGAUCCCAUGGCGGCGUAUCGUCGACGAGAAGCGGAAAAACUCAAAGCCGAAAAGUCCCAAUACAAGAACCUAGAGAGCGCCGACUCAUUUUUGACACGACCCGCACGCAACGUCCAGUUGGGCAAGGGCGGUGCCGUCAAUACCGGCACCAUGACACCCGGUGCCGUGUCGGUAGGCCAGUUGGCACCCAAUGCGCAAGUGUCCGUGCCGCAAUUGGCGGUAGAAGUAUCACAAAUGGAACAAGCCGAUCCAACUGGUAUGACGGACGAACAAAAGAAGAAGCAGAAACAACAGACCAUGAUGGAAUCACUCAUGGUGCCGGCGGCCAUUGGAGUUACCGUCGUUGUUGUGAUUAUCAUUAUUGUAGUCAUUGUCGUCACCACCGCCGGUGGUGGUGAGGAUGAGACAACGAUUCCCAUGACGACGUCAACCGGGGAACCGGAAGACGAAGGAACCAAGGCACCCCUCGAGGAGUUUGCGCAAGACGCUUUCCCACAGUCCACCAUUGAUCAAAUUCACAUGGGUGCUACGCCACAAGCACAAGCGUAUGAUUGGAUGGUCGAAGAUCCAGCCUUGGCAUCCUACACCCAUUCCAGAAUUAGACAGAGGUUUGCCCUGGCCACCUUUUAUUUUGCCACGGGAGAGUGGCGUGACCACACGGGUUGGACCAACACAACCUUGCACGAAUGCGACUGGUUUUCCAAAAAGGCCACAGGUGCCUGCGAUGAUAUGGACCAGAUGAUUCACUUGGCACUGUCGGACAACGAUUUGGAGGGGACCAUCCCACCCGAACUCUUUUGGUUGACCAGUCUCAAAACUGUCGAUUUGUUUGGCAAUCGCAUCGAUGGGACCAUUCCUUCGGAAUUUGGGCUGUUGACGGAUUUGACAUCCAUCGAUUUGUCCGGAAAUUCAUUGGAUGGAGUGAUACCAGGCAGUUUGAGUGAACUGCAAAACUUGACCGAAUUGUAUCUCGAGUCCAACCAGUUGACCGGGCACAUCCCAGCUUCGUUGGGGUCCAUGAGUCUAGAAUAUUUACGGCUCAAAGGCAACAACUUUCGAGGAAUGAUACCCGAUGAAGUUUGCUCCAUUCAAAGUUUUACCGUUGACUGUACCGCGGAGAUUGUCGGGUGUGAGUGCUAG